CUAGCACGCAAAGCGUAUAUCCCAUGGCAGAGCACCGUGGACUGUCGUUAUUAAGAUACAGAUAGAAGUAACAAGAAAAAUUUUCGAGUCAUCAUGAUCAUUAGAGCUAAAUUCAGUCGAGCCCGAAACCAACCGCGGCAUUCGCUAAUCACCAGUUGUAGAAGGAAACGUUUUCCUACCUGAGUCGGACCGCACCCCGAUCGAGGGCCUCCCUCGAGAACGAUCUCAUGCUCGUAUUCGUGACGGUGGGUUCAACUAGGUUCGAUGCUCUUGUAGAGGCCUCUAUAUCAGAACCUGUCCUUAGUACACUUCGCGACUCGGGUUACGACCGCCUCAUUAUUCAGCGCGGUAAUUCCGUCAUUGAAUCAUCGGAAGAGUUCAACGGAGACAGUUGUACCAUACAACGACACGGUGUGGAUAUAGAGAUAUGGAGGUUCAAGCCUUUCAUUCAGGCUGAGUGUGAGCAAGCUGACCUCGUCAUCAGCCAUGCUGGAUCGGGAACGAUUCUGGAUGUCCUGAGGCUAGGAAAAUCUCUUAUUGUCGUACCCAAUCCAACCCUGUUGGAUAACCACCAAGAGGAGUUAGCAUCUGCCCUUCAGAUCUUGGGUCACCUAAAGGCGACAUCCAUUCAAGACCUCGCAUCGACAAUUGCAUCAUUCGAACCUCGCGACCUAGUUCCGUUUCCUCCCUUCGACGGGACUAAAUUCUCUAAGCUGGUAGAUGAGGAAAUGGGCUUCAUCUAAUAUGUGUUGAGUCUGUGUUGAGGAAGUGAUUGAAAGCACAUGCUGGACUCAGUACUUUCUCAAUAUUCAUGUCAUACCCAUACCACGACGAUCCUCAUCCAAUCCAUCUAUGAAAUGAAACCCGUAAAAAGUAUCACGAUUAUCGAUGAUCCGCAAGUACACGAAGACCAACACGUUCACGCCGUGUAUGACCAGAUUGCCUCUCACUUUUCAUCCACUCGGUACAAGGUGCGAAUUGUUGUAUCGAAAAUUCAAUCAUCAUGACUCAAUCGCGUC
This is a messenger RNA of Suillus fuscotomentosus, 1019 nucleotides long. Its product is annotated as glycosyl transferase. The record is from RefSeq and is a predicted model, not a curated record. Gene Ontology annotation, cellular component: extrinsic component of endoplasmic reticulum membrane; UDP-N-acetylglucosamine transferase complex. The transcript has 3 exons. Gene Ontology annotation, molecular function: hexosyltransferase activity. Bases 228 to 743 code for a protein of 171 amino acids. Gene Ontology annotation, biological process: dolichol-linked oligosaccharide biosynthetic process. NCBI's taxonomy places the organism in Eukaryota, Fungi, Basidiomycota, Agaricomycetes, Boletales, Suillaceae.